This is a messenger RNA of Penicillium brevicompactum, 1530 nucleotides long. RefSeq lists its product as uncharacterized. Gene Ontology annotation, molecular function: carbohydrate:proton symporter activity. The record is from RefSeq and is a predicted model, not a curated record. Gene Ontology annotation, cellular component: membrane. Gene Ontology annotation, biological process: carbohydrate transport; transmembrane transport. NCBI's taxonomy places the organism in Eukaryota, Fungi, Ascomycota, Eurotiomycetes, Eurotiales, Aspergillaceae. The coding region runs from base 1 to 1530 and encodes 509 amino acids. The transcript is spliced from 5 exons.
AUGAAAGGACCGAAGAAAUCCUGGCUGGGACCUGCUGUUCCGAACCGCCCCAAACAUGCAGUGAUGGCUUUCAAAAGCUGUAGCUUCAAGCUACUGUGUGCAGCAUUUACUUUCGGGUUACUUGGCAUGUCGAGAGGACUGGACGAGGGCCUCAUUUCGACCACUGUUGCACAAAACUCCUUUAUUCAAGAAUUCGACAUCCGUGCCAGUUACCUUGACUCUUCGCAGCAGGCCAACCGACUAUCCAACAUCACCUCGAUGGUCCAUAUCGGCAGCAUACCCGGCGCAUUGAUUGCUUUCAUUCUCUGCGAGAGAAUUGGCCUACUCUGGUCCAUGCGGCAGCUCUGUGUGCUUUGGCUGGCUGGGGUGGUUAUUGUGAUUACCUCCACCGGGAACUUGGGACAGUUAUACGCAGGUCGAUUCAUCAUGGGACUCGGCAUCGGACAGGCCGGUGUCGUUGCACCAACCUAUCUGGCGGAGAUCGCUCCUGCCCAUGCGCGAGGGAUGCUGGUCAGCAUGUUUGCCAUGUCGGAAUAUAUUGGGAUCAUGAUUGGUUAUUUCUCUGCCUGGGGUGCUUCCUUGCAUAUCCCAAGUACGAGUGCCAGGCAAUGGAUUAUUCCACAGAGUGUGCAGAUCAUAGUUGCUGGCAUAUUGUUUCUGUCUUCGUUUCUGUGCGAAGAAAGUCCAAGGUAUCUGGGAAAGAUCGGAGAUUGGGAAAAAGCGAAACAGGCCCUAGGUGGCUUGUGGAGUCUGCCCGCUGAGCACCCCGAUGUGGUGGCCGAAAUCCAAGGUAUUAGGAUGCAGCUCAGCUCAGACUAUGAUCAAAGUAUGAGCAAGUCGUGGAUCAAAACAGUGAAAGAACUUUUGACGGUCAAGGAAAACCAAAGAAGAAUGUGUUUAGUGAUCUUGGCGCAGAUCCUGGCGCAGUGGUCUGGGGCGAACUCUCUCACCACAUAUGCGCCCGAGCUUUUCUCACUCUUUGGUAUUGGUGGUCAAUCGGAGAAAUUAUUCGUCACUGCUGUUUUCGGCGCGGUUAAGUUCAUCGCGUCUCUCCUCUGCGCUAUCCUCCUGAUCGACCACAUUGGACGCAAGCGAUCUUUGAUAUCAGGUAUACUUAUACAGCAAGUCGCCAUGUUGUAUAUCGCCAUCUUUCUCACCGUGAGGUCUGCUUCCGUCGACGAGGAAUCGGAAUCUAUGAAAAGAGCAGCCAUCGCUGCUAUUGUGUUCAUGUACUUUGUUGGAAUUGGUUGGGCGAUGGGAUGGAAUUCGAUUCAAUAUCUCAUCAAUGCAGAGAUAUUCCCGCUGCAGGUCCGGUCUACAGGAUCCAGUCUCUUGAUGACUUUCCACUACGCCAAUCGAUAUGGUCUUUCAAAGGCCGUCCCAUCAAUGCUGCUCGAAGAUGCGCUACAGCCAAAGGGCACCUUCUGGUUUUUCUCUGUUAUGACUUUCUUUGGUUUGCUGUGGACGUGGUUUUUGCUUCCUGAGACUGCUGGACGGAGUUUGGAAGAGACAAAUGCUCUUUUCUCCUGA